Neospora caninum is the source of this 342-nucleotide messenger RNA. RefSeq lists its product as hypothetical. The record is from RefSeq and is a predicted model, not a curated record. Lineage: Eukaryota; Apicomplexa; Conoidasida; Eucoccidiorida; Sarcocystidae. The coding region runs from base 1 to 342 and encodes 113 amino acids. The transcript has 2 exons.
AUGACAGCAGACUCUAUCAACAGCGGGGGCAAUGGCAGCGACGCAACAUCAGUGGCCUUCGGCUCAGCCUUCCAAACCGAAGCCCAACAACAACGAACACAAGUUCAUGAUCUUCUGAAGGGAAAAAAGAGAAGUAGCCCACUUGAGAGGAAAACAUCGGCGUUACGUCGUACCAAAUAUAUGUCUGCGGCCAAGGCGGGCUUUUUGCUGGCAACCGUCUUCGUGCUACUGCUGGCUUCUGUCAAGCUACGGCAGUGCCGGCACGAUCUACUGAAGAAGACCAGUAGCGAAACUGAAGGAAACACAAGACGGAGACUCGCUGAAGGGUGGUGGUGGUGGUGA